AUGGCCUCUUUAGGAGCACUGGGGCUUAGAUUGUUGGCCCAGAAUGAACCGAUGCUGAAAAACCUGGUUCCUGUGGAAGAGAGGCGAGCUGGCGUGAGGGCAGCGGGACCGUCCUGGACAAUGGCUUUGAAUAGCAGAGGCGCCACAGAUGAUGUUGAAGCAGGAGAAGAAGUUGUUGGGUCCGAGGAGGUCGGAAUUGUCGUAGUAAGGGUGGUCGAGUCAAUUGUAGAUACCGAAAAAGAUUCUGUAGUGGGACUAAUUGUUGACGAUAUGGCUGAGGUUGAUAAUUUCUCCUGCGACGUAGAAAGCACCACUGACUCUGUCGUAUGGCUAGAAAUAGAAGGAAUAUACGAAAUUGAUACAGUUGAUAGUAGAUCAGUUGUGGAUGUUGCGAUUGAUCCAAUUGCUGUAUCUGAUGUUGAAACACUCGUUGAGGCAAUUAUCGUCGAUUCUGUGCCAGUUGAUGUUGUGCCGGUUGAUGUUGUAAGUGUGGUCGACAGGUGUGAUGUAGAAUACCUUUCGACGCUAGACACUGAGAUCAUAGCCGUCUGCGAUGUUGUCGAUGACCCCCAUAUCGAAGAGUCGGAGUCGGUGGAAGCUAUCGAGCUUGGUACUGAAAGACUGGGCAAAGCUGAUGUCGAUAGCGAUUCGGUUGAAGAUGCAGUUGUGGCCGACAAUAGGGAUUCUAGAUCAGUCUUGAUACUAGCGCUCGUUGAGUCUGUGGAAAGAGAUGUGAGAAUUGUAGAGCCACCCGCAGUCUCUUCUGAUGUCGAUGCCGUGCUAGCUAAAGUUGGCCCUGUGGCCGAAGACGUCGACCCACCUGAUUGGGAAGAUGUGACAGUGGUACUCGGCAAGUCUUGUAAAGUCAGAAGGACCAUAAUUUAG
This is a messenger RNA of Fusarium sp. VM40, 885 nucleotides long. Lineage: Eukaryota; Fungi; Ascomycota; Sordariomycetes; Hypocreales; Nectriaceae. The record is from the annotation of a GenBank genome assembly.